CAAUGUAGUAAUUGUCAAGCAACGUCUACUCCACUGUGGAGGAGAUCAGCAAAGGAUGAAUUACUUUGUAAUGCUUGUGGUCUAUACCAUCGUAGUGAUGAUGGUAGUAGCAGAAACAACGAGCGCGUGGACAAGAUGAGUGAAAGCUCGUGCCAUCCAACGACACGGGGGACGACCCAUUACCGCCCGCCGAAUAUGCAAUGCUCAAAUUGCGGUACAUGCACGACUCCGUUAUGGAGAAGAGACACGGAUGGAUCUUCUUUAUGUAAUGCAUGUGGAUUAUACUUAAAGUUACAUAAUGAAAAAAGACCCUUGUCCAUGAAGACGGAUCAUUUCAAGAAAAGACAACGU
Molecule: messenger RNA, 351 nt
Organism: Mycotypha africana
Lineage: Eukaryota; Fungi; Mucoromycota; Mucoromycetes; Mucorales; Mycotyphaceae
Exons: 3
Biological process (GO): negative regulation of transcription by RNA polymerase II; positive regulation of transcription by RNA polymerase II
Molecular function (GO): RNA polymerase II cis-regulatory region sequence-specific DNA binding; DNA-binding transcription factor activity, RNA polymerase II-specific; zinc ion binding
Source: RefSeq, a predicted model, not a curated record